UUGGAGCACCUCAUGCGCCGCCGGGGGGGGAGGGAGUGGGGUUCCCUGGAACAUAUUGUGCCCUGUGCGCAACCUGAUAUUAUCGGCUCCUGGUGAAUCAUUCAAGAAUGUCGGAUAUGCCUAUGGACGCCACUCCAUCCACUCGCUUUAUGAUGAGGACAAAUACCAUUGCAAAAGAUCAUUUGCGCUUGGAGAACAAUGCAUUUCGAGUUGGAUUACCGGUUCGACAUGGACAAUAUGUCCAGCCUCUGCAGUCAGCCAACGCCAUGUCCUUCCACCAAGACAGGCUUCUCUUCCGCCUCAUCAGCCCAUGAACCAUUCACCCUUACGCCUGAAUUUGGCAUUAUGGACUUUUGUAUCCCUUACAACUUUGUGUCUCACCAGGCAGAGUUGAACGCUCCCUUACCAGCAAUGGGCGAGCCCAUGUUUCACCCUGUCAAAAAUGAGCCUGAGCAAAUCUCAUUCCCCCACUCUCUCCCUAACGAUUCUAUGAAGCAAGAGCAACUUAGCUUCGAGUACGAGCAAAUGAUUGCGAUGGGCAUGACGCAUCAAGGAUCAAUGGGCUCAUUGACACCAUCAAACUCUUUUGGCAUGGAUGGUUACUCCCCUGAUGCCUCAGUCAGUACUGCCUCUUUCAUAAUUACAUCAACCCCAGGCCAAAAGAGUGCAGAGCUUCAGCAAGCUCAGAUCCGAUCACCAAAGAAGCGAUCUGCCAAGUCUAAGCCUGUUCAAAUUGAUGCUGCCCAAAGAGUGAAAUGCAAAUGUGACUAUUUUGGUUGUCACAAGGCUUUCAGGCGCAGUGAGCACCUCACGCGUCACAAAAAAAGUUCUCACGGCGAGGGACCCAACCGUUUCUCAUGCGAGUUCUGUGGAAAAGACCAAUUCAAUCGCCAAGAUAACCUCAAUAGCCAUCGCAAGUUGCACACGCGACGCAAUAACCGUGAACGCGGCGUUAUUUUCAUCCCGGACGCAGUCUCUAUCAUUGAGCAAGAGGAACGAAGUAGGAGGCGGCGAGCCCCUUCAAAUCUGAAUAUGGAAGGGAAACAUAAAAUCCAACCGGACCAGUUGCGCUCGAGGUAGUGUCACAUAGUGUCAACUCAUAGGGUCAGUAAAUGGAAGCACUGUACUCGCGUCUCUGGUGGCGCAUGGCUCAAAGAGGUAUGUCCCAAUGCAUACAGCGACGGUUGGGGAGCAACUUGAAGGUGCCAGCUAUCCGAUACCUAUAGCUUCAAGAAAGCGUGAGGUGGAGGUAUUGGCAGAGUAGCAAUUGGAUUAAAUGUAGCCGAUCCUGCGAAGACUUUUCAUACAUGUUGGUGUCAUAAAAGUGAACAAUGAGCUACGGCUGAAGCGAGAAAUGGUUUCGGAGGUAUCAUUCAUUAUAAUAGAUACGGAUAGAGGUCACUCCGUGUCUGUUUAAAAAGCUCAACAUGUAUUAUGCGUCUCAUGCACGG
Messenger RNA from Fusarium redolens, 1451 nucleotides. RefSeq lists its product as uncharacterized. Lineage: Eukaryota; Fungi; Ascomycota; Sordariomycetes; Hypocreales; Nectriaceae. Gene Ontology annotation, cellular component: nucleus. The transcript is spliced from 3 exons. The record is from RefSeq and is a predicted model, not a curated record. Bases 199 to 1080 code for a protein of 293 amino acids. Gene Ontology annotation, biological process: regulation of transcription by RNA polymerase II.